Messenger RNA from Mugil cephalus (flathead mullet), 3763 nucleotides. RefSeq names its product ETS variant transcription factor 1 (gene etv1). Gene Ontology annotation, cellular component: nucleus. Bases 983 to 2296 code for a protein of 437 amino acids. Gene Ontology annotation, molecular function: DNA-binding transcription factor activity, RNA polymerase II-specific; sequence-specific DNA binding. The record is from RefSeq and is a predicted model, not a curated record. The transcript has 13 exons. Gene Ontology annotation, biological process: regulation of transcription by RNA polymerase II; cell differentiation. NCBI's taxonomy places the organism in Eukaryota, Metazoa, Chordata, Actinopteri, Mugiliformes, Mugilidae.
ACUGUAUGCGAGGAGACCGAGAGGGUGAAGACAGGACUGUGUGAGAAAGACAAUGGGGAGGGGGAGUGCAGGUGCAGCUUCCAUGUGUAUUUCAUUUUAAAUGUAAAUGCAUAAUCAGUUCUGCCUAAGUUCUGCGCACAGUCUCUACUUUUAAAAAUAAGUAACAACUGUGGAAAAAAAGAAACACACAUGACAAUUUUGCCGUUACUUCGCCUGAGCUCACCGCCUGCAGCCGACCGGGAUUGACUGCCAGCAAUCUGAUCCUGUAAAGACUGACAACCAAUAGGAAGCGGAGUGCGGUUCGUUUCCAUGGGAGGCCCCGGGAGGCGACGCCAAAACCGCCAGAAAGCGACACAGUGAGCGGGGGAGAAGGCGUAGGCAACAGCCGGGACUGCGGAGAUCCUGCAGCCGGUCCGUGGAACGCUGCGCGCGGAUGGUAGUGUUAGAAGCUGCAAGAAAAUCGGAGCUGUGAGAAGCCAGCAAAUGACAGAAAGAGAAAAUUCAUUAAGUCCGACCUGGUUCUAGACUCCGAAGAGCUCUUCCAAGACCUCAGUCAGCUGCAGGAGACUUGGCUAGCAGAAGGAGCUAACACGCUGCACGCCAGCCGCUGCUGCCGCCACUACCUCCACUAGAGCUCUGCUGUAGCCUACCAGCUCUCUCAUUCGCUCUCUCUCACACUAUCAUUUGCUCUCUCUCCCCUUCUCUCUCUCUCUGCUUCCUCUCAGCACACCUUUCUAUCUUCUAUAGCUUUACCAUCACCUUGUCUUCUUCAAUUACAUAUCUUGGCUCGGUUAAAAAAGAAUGGAUCUAUGAUUUUUUUACUUUUUAUUUUUUAUUCACAAACUUCCAAAACACCAGUCUCUCAAAGCGACAAGCUUUUUUUCAACAUCCAUCCAUUUCUUUCAUUUUUCAUAAAUAUAUAUAUAUAUUUUUUUUUUUCUCUAAUGGCAAGUUUUGCUCUUUGUGGUCUAAGUGAGACGUGAUGCUUCAGGAUUUAAGUGCAACCGUCCUCUUUCCGCCGUGUCUGCAGCACAGAAGUUUUGCUCAAGUUCCCGACAAUGACGAGCAGUUCGUCCCAGACUUCCAGACUGAAAACUUGGCUUUCCACGGACUGCAGCUGAAGAUCAAGAGGGAGCUGCACAGCCCGUGUUCAGAGCGGAGCUCCAACUGUAGUCAGGAGCGGCCCUUCAAACUCCAGUAUGGAGAGAAAUGUCCGUACAGCAUCAGUGCCUAUGAGCAGAAGCAGCCCACAGGAAUGAAGCCCUCCAGCCCAGUGACACCCCCCUGUAGCACCCCUGUGUCCCCCCUCCAUCAUGGCUCACCCAUGGCCGCCCCGACACCCAAACCAGACAGGACCUACGUCCACAUAUCGCCCUCUCAGCCUCUCCCUGAUAAUGCCUACACUAUAGACCACAGGUUUCGACGUCAGCUGUCAGAGCCGUGCCACUCAUUUCCCUCCCCACCGACGAUGGCUCGGGACGGCCGACCAAUCUACCACAGGCAGAUGUCUGAGCCCAACAUCCCCUUCCCACCUCAAGGCUUCAAGCAGGAGUACCCAGACCCCCUCUUCGAACAUCCGGCCAUUAUGGGGGCACCGCUUCCUCAUGUAUACCCUGCCAGCAUGAUGAUCAAGCAGGAGCCGAGGGACUUCACAUAUGACUCGGAAGUGCCUAGCUGCCAUUCUGUCUACUUACGACAAGACGGCUAUCUGGCUCACACUAACAGGACUGAAGGGUGCAUGUUUGACAAAGUGGCGAGGCACUUCUACGAUGAUACGUGUGUGGUGCCGGAAAAGGUUGAAGGUGACAUCAAGCAGGAAGCUGGCCUGUACCGCGAGGGGCCGUCGUACCAACGCAGAGGUUCGCUGCAGCUCUGGCAGUUCCUGGUGGCUCUACUGGACGACCCAUCCAACUCCCACUUCAUUGCCUGGACCGGCCGCGGUAUGGAGUUCAAACUCAUCGAGCCAGAAGAGGUGGCACGCCGGUGGGGGAUACAGAAGAAUCGACCGGCAAUGAAUUACGACAAACUCAGCAGAUCACUGCGAUACUACUAUGAGAAGGGAAUCAUGCAAAAGGUGGCUGGUGAAAGAUACGUCUACAAGUUUGUGUGUGACCCCGAGGCCUUGUUCUCCAUGGCGUUCCCUGACAAUCAGCGGCCGGUGCUGAAGACGGACAUGGAGCGGCAGAUCAACGAGGAGGACACGGUGCCUCUGUCGCACUUUGAUGAAAACAUGGCCUACGUGCAGGAGGGGCCCUACUGCCAGCAGCACCCCUACAGUGAGGGCUACGUUUAUUAACGUCAGCUCCACAGACACACACUCAGACACAGACACCACCAUUCUGCCCUCCUCCCCCAACCUCCUAAUUCACAGCCGCUCCAGGAAUAAGAUUGAACACACACAUGCGACGGAGCUUACCCUUUCCUCUGUCUGUCUCACAUAAAUACACACCUCCUCUAUUUUGCUCUUUCUGACAUCCAAGCCGCACGGCAGGAUGGAGAGUGCACUUUAUGGACAGGAAUGGCAUCUGCCAGGGACUAGCUAUGUGGUUGGCUUUUUAAUCGUUGUUUCUGUUUGUACAUUAAUGUCAGAUUCUGUUUGUUUGUUUGCUUGUUUAUUUGUUUGUUUGUUUUUACUUUUAUGAUUACAAGCAUAUGCCAUCCUGGUGAGACCGGACACGAUGGCUAAUUCAUGGGCCAUAAUCCUAAACCUUUGAUCUUCUCUAGAAGAAACCGCAGCAAAUCGAAGGGUAUUCAUUUUCAUUUAGUUUAAUCAACAACCAUUCUGUCCUGGGAUUGUGUUGUAAUGAUACUUUCAUGGUGAAGUGAUUAUAGACUUGAAAAGUAAUGUGAUAAAAGAGACUUUUAGCUGUCAGUAUGAACUGCCUCGCCAUCAGUCUGAACACAGCUGAUCUCUGCCCCUCAUUCAGUCAAACUGUAGCUCUCAUCAUAGGUGUUUUUGCUGUGAUCAUGACCUCCAUAAAAACACAAACCUUUUGGGCUGGUAAAGAUAAGACUUUGGGACACAAUGAUGCAAUGGAAAUGUAAAGACAAAAUGUACGAAUGAAAAUACACUCUCUGUUUUUAGGAAUAUCAACAAAGUUGACGGCCACUGUAAAAUAAUUAAUUCCCUGUAAACAGCAAUGUCCUUUCUGUUUCUGAAAAGCCGCCAUCACUCAUUUGUCAUUCAGGUGUUCAGUUUUUCAGUGAAUAACAGGUGUAUGUACAGUUUGAAGUGGAGGCAACAAUCAAAGUUAAUUCAGGAUAAUGUUUGCAUCCUCAAAUAAAAUAAAAUGCAAUGGAUUUCAUUGGUUCCACAAUAAAAAAAAAGUUAAAAAGACAACAUAAAAUCACAUUUUUUUUCCUAGUUUUGUUCCAGAUGAACAUAAGGUGGAUGUUUUGCUUGAAAAUCGCUUUUGGGUUAUAUUAAAGAAAAGGAAGAACUAUUUUGAGAUUUUAUUGUGAUGAAUAAAACUAAAAUCAUGUUAUGUCAAAAAUGUUCCGUUAUGUAAUUAGGUAAAUGCACAUUUUGUUUCUGCUUCAAAAUGUAAGUGUAUUAUUAUUUAAUCUAAAAAAUCAAAUCUAAAGAAGAAAGCAGAAGACGUUCAGCAGCAAUGGCCUGCUAUUCUGGAUUUUGUAUGUUAUUUCUUUUUAUUUUAUUUCAGUUAAAGUUUUAGAAAUAAUCUGGUCUGAGUUUUGUUCACUUGUGUGGGGUGAGAUUGGCAAUAGGAAAGAUUCUGUAAUAAAAUACUUCUGAAAAACAAAA